Arabidopsis thaliana (thale cress) is the source of this 437-nucleotide messenger RNA. RefSeq names its product defensin-like protein. Gene Ontology annotation, cellular component: extracellular region. The record is from RefSeq and is marked reviewed. The transcript has 2 exons. The coding region runs from base 89 to 346 and encodes 85 amino acids. Lineage: Eukaryota; Viridiplantae; Streptophyta; Magnoliopsida; Brassicales; Brassicaceae.
AUAUAAUCAUGCGUUCGUUUUUGAUUGACAUGUUCUUCUUUGGUGUAGCACUAAACCUAAAAGUCAACGAAACAUAAGAAACAAAAAAAUGGGGAAGACGAUCAGCUUCUCAGCCAUAAUCCUCGUAUUCUUAUUGGUUUCCACAGGAUUGAUGAAGCAAGGAGACGCGCAAGCGCAAAAGUGUGAGUGGGAGUGCAAGCUUCUACCAAACUUCCCGUGCUGGUUAAAAGGUGCGGGAGAAGGCCUUUGCGACAACUUGUGCAAGUACGAAGGAGCCAUUAGCGGCGUUUGCGUCUCUGACCCCCACCGCUGCCUCUGUCGCAAUCGCAAGCCCGGCUGCUCCUGAUUUCAUCACAUAUUCUUGUUCAAGCAGUAUUUAAGCCCGUUUUACACCUAAGAAUAAGUUUCUUAAAAACACGCAAAAUAAUAUUACGUCU